This is a messenger RNA of Geodia barretti, 456 nucleotides long. The record is from the annotation of a GenBank genome assembly. NCBI's taxonomy places the organism in Eukaryota, Metazoa, Porifera, Demospongiae, Tetractinellida, Geodiidae.
UUGUUCGUUCACGCUCAGGACGAUUUUGCCGGGAGCUACCUCCACAACGACGCCGACCGCGAGGGGUUCCGCGAAUACCUCGACGGCGCCCUCACCCACGAUCUGGCGCACAUCGAGCAGAGCUAUCUGCUGCGUCGUGGCAGCAAUUUCUGGAUGGCCGAACUUGAAGGGCAAGUGGUGGGUUGCAUCGGAGCCUACCGUCGGGACGAAGAAGAAGUGGAGAUCCGGCGUCUAGCGGUGGACCGUUCCGCUCGGCGUAAGGGUGUGGCCUCCCGCCUGUUGGAUGAGGCAGAGGAGUUCUGCCGCGACGCGGGGUACGCGCGAACCAUCGUCUGGACAUCCAACCACAUGUCCGCCGCCAUCGGCUUUCUGAAGCAUCGCGGCUACCACGAACUGGAGGAUCACGCGUUUCCGCAUACCAGCCUGACGCUCUAUCUGUAUGGGCUGGAGUUGUGA